AUGGAGCAACACCUCCUGUGCGACCUACCUCUUGUUUCGCUGUGGCGCAUUUGCGCCCAGUGCCCCCACAAGGCCAGCUUUAAGAGCAGCUUCAAGCCGCGCACCUGGCUCAUCGCCCUCUUCGCCAAGCCGGCCAAAACACCUGCGAACCCCCCAUCGCACAUCAUGGCUCGACGCAGGUACAGGCUCCUCACCCUCGCCGCCGUCGUUCUAGUCUUCAUGCUCUACCACGUCGCGCAAAAUGCAUGGGACACGACGGCGCACCCCUUUUCUGAUACACGCGCACCGCCGUCGUCGCCGCCGCCCAAGACGGCCGUCCACCCGGAGCUCGACCUCGGCCUCGAUACGACCGCGUCCCAGCAGCAAGCCGCCGGUGCCAGGGCGCCCCCCCAGGUUCCCCUCGAAAAGCCUAACGUCGACGCCCAGAAGCGUCCCGAUGCCGCAUCCAACAAGGAGGAGGAGUCGCCGCAAAGAGUAAGGGUGCUGACCCCGGUGGAGGGUCCCACUUCCAACGGCGCCGCGGCCGCCAGUGCUGCGAAACGUCCCGACGCCGCACCCGAGAAGGAGAAGUCGUCGUCGUCGUCGUCGCAAAAAGUCAAGGUGUUGACCCCGGUCGAGAGUCCCACUUACAACACCGCUGCGGACGCCAAUCCUGCGACAACGUCAAAAGAACUCGCGGCAGACCCCGCCAACAAAGCUCCGCCCGUCACCAGCGUGAAGCCGGCCGCGGCGUCGACCAGCUCAAAGACGAAAACGCACUGGACGUCGUUGCCGCAGGACUAUCCCGUCCCGACCGAGUCCAUGGCCGCGCUUCCCACGGGCAAGCCCAAGGCCAUUCCCACGAUCCAGCACGCCUUUACACCCGAGUCCGCCGCCGACAAGACGAAGCGUGAGGCGCGCCGAGCCAAGGUCAAGGCGGCCAUUUCCAAAUCCUGGAACUCGUACCGCAAGAAUGCGUGGAUGCACGACGAGCUGCGGCCCAUUUCCGGCGCCUUCAAGGAUCCGUUUUGCGGCUGGGCCGCCACGCUGGUCGACUCGCUCGACACGCUUUGGAUUGCCGGCCUCCGUGAGGAAUUCGACGAUGCCGUCCAAUACGGCGUCGCCAACAUUGACUUUACCUUUAGCGAGAAAUACGAAAUUCCCGUCUUUGAAACCACCAUUCGCUACCUCGGCGGCUUGCUCGCCGCGUUUGACGUCAGCGGCGGCCAUGAGGGAAAGUACCCGGUGCUCCUCGACAAGGCCGUCGAGCUCGCCGAGGUUCUCUACGGCGUAUUUGACACACCAAAUCGCAUGCCGGUGCUCUACUACCGCUGGCAGCCGAUGCACGUGGCGCAGAAGCACAAGGCGGCCACUGUGGGCAUUGCCGAGCUUGCGACGCUCUCCAUGGAGUUUACCCGCCUGGCGCAAUUAACAAAGGAAAAUAAGUAUUAUGAUGCUGUGGAUCGCAUCACAAACGCGCUCGUCGAGUUUCAGACCGAGGGCAAGGCCGCCAUUCCGGGUCUGUUCCCCGAAAACCUCGAUGCUAGCGGUGACAGUCUCGUCCCGUCGUCGUCGUACUCGCAGUCCUUUUCCAUGGGUGGAUCGCAAGACUCUGCCUACGAGUACUUUCCCAAGGAGUAUCUACUUCUUGGCGGUCUGGAGCCCAAGUACCAAAAGCUCCAUGAAGCCACGGUCAGCGCCGUCGACGAGUGGCUCAUGUACCGACCCAUGAUUAACGAGAGCGACUGGGAUAUCUACUUUUCCGCCAAGAUCCGGACGCAGGGUGAUCCGAGCCGCGACCUCGACGUCCAGUACGAGGCGUCCCAUCUGACAUGCUUCCUUGGCGGCAUGUACGGCCUCGGCGCGAAAAUCUUUGACCGCCCGCAGGACCUCGCGACGGCGAAGCGGCUGACGGACGGGUGCGUAUGGGCCUAUCACAAGACCCCCAGCGGCCUCAUGCCCGAGGCGUCGCUCCUCGUACCCUGCCCGUCGCUCGACAAGUGCCCGUUUGACAAGGCCGCGUGGUACGCGUCCCUGGACUCGAACAAGGAGUACCGCGAUCAACAGAUUAGCGAAUGGGAGCUGCAGUACGGCACCGUCGCCCAGUCCGGCGACAGCAGCGUCCCUGAGCGCCCGCAGAGCCACGAGGAGUACGUCGAGGACUACAUCACCUCCAUGAGGCUCCCAGCCGGCUUUUCCAGCGUCGUGUUUCGAAGCUACAUUCUCCGCCCGGAAGCCAUCGAGUCCGUGUGGUACAUGUACCGCAUCACGGGCGACCCGGCGUGGAUGGACAAGGGCUGGGCCAUGUUUGAAGCGACCAUGGCCGCGACGGACACGGACCUGGCCAACACGGCCGUCUCGGACGUCAUGGUGGAGAAGCCGCCGAUGGACGACGCCAUGGAGAGCUUCUGGAUCGCCGAGACGCUCAAGUACUACUACAUGCUCUACGCAGGGCCCGACGUGAUUAGCCUCGAUGAGUGGGUUCUCAACACGGAGGCGCAUCCGUUUCGACGUCCGACGUAA
Cordyceps militaris CM01 is the source of this 2502-nucleotide messenger RNA. RefSeq names its product class I alpha-mannosidase. Lineage: Eukaryota; Fungi; Ascomycota; Sordariomycetes; Hypocreales; Cordycipitaceae. Bases 1 to 2502 code for a protein of 833 amino acids. Gene Ontology annotation, biological process: carbohydrate metabolic process; N-glycan processing. The record is from RefSeq and is a predicted model, not a curated record. The transcript has 5 exons. Gene Ontology annotation, molecular function: calcium ion binding; mannosyl-oligosaccharide 1,2-alpha-mannosidase activity. Gene Ontology annotation, cellular component: endoplasmic reticulum; Golgi membrane.